UCGGAUUCAAACACCACCUUUCACGAUGGCAACCACGGGCAUGCAGCUGCUGGGUCUGAUCCUGUCCAUCGUUGGCUGGGUGGGAGGGGCCAUAGUCUGCACCAUCCCCCUGUGGCGGGUCACCGCGUUCAUCGGUAACAACAUUGUGACGGCGCAGAUCAUCUGGGAAGGCCUCUGGAUGAACUGCAUCGUGCAGAGCACAGGUGAGAUCCAGUGUAAAGUGUACGACAGCUUGCUGGCUCUGCCCAGCGACAUGCAGGCGGCCCGUGGCCUCACCGUCUUCUCCGUCCUGCUCUGUGGUCUGGCUCUGACCCUGGGGGUCCUCGGAGUCAAGUGCACCAAAUGCGUAGGCGUCAACAGCCUCAAGGCCCGAUUUGCUCGUAUCUCUGGUGCGCUUUUUGCCAUUGCAGGCUUUCUGUACCUCGUGCCCGUCUGCUGGACUGCCCACUCCAUCAUCAGGGAUUUCUAUGACCCACACGUGGCGGCUCCUCACAAGCGCGAGCUCGGCCCUGCCCUUUACAUCGGCUGGGUGGCAUCCGCUCUGCUCCUCAUUGGGGGGUCUCUGCUCUACGCAGGGUCAAGUCCCCCUGGCAUCCCAGGCUCUCCCACCUUCAGCAGUGGAGAAAGCAGUCCCCGUAGGGCCCCUGCCUCACAGGUCAAAGGUUAUGUCUGAAUGGCCUAAAGCUUCAUAAAUCCCCCUUACACAAUGACAAACUUGUUUAU
This is a messenger RNA of Nematolebias whitei (Rio pearlfish), 723 nucleotides long. It is a transcript of the gene cldnk, whose product is annotated as claudin k. Gene Ontology annotation, biological process: bicellular tight junction assembly; cell adhesion. The record is from RefSeq and is a predicted model, not a curated record. Gene Ontology annotation, cellular component: plasma membrane; bicellular tight junction. The transcript has a single exon. NCBI's taxonomy places the organism in Eukaryota, Metazoa, Chordata, Actinopteri, Cyprinodontiformes, Rivulidae. Bases 26 to 673 code for a protein of 215 amino acids. Gene Ontology annotation, molecular function: structural molecule activity.